CUCGUCUGGCUGCGGGGCGGCAGCGGCAGCGGCACCGGGACGCACCGGGGCGAGACGGGCACCGGCACCGGAGCGCAGCCCGGCUCGGGACCGGGCGGGGCGGGGGAACCGGCCGGCUCCAAACCCGCCCCCCGGCGCGGGAGGAGGCGGUGGCCGAGCCCCCCCGCCGCGCUCCAGCCGAGCCAGCCCCGCGCCAGCCCCGCGCCCCCCGCCCAUGGCGACCCCCGGCCCCACGCGUGCCCCGGCCCCGGCGCGGAGCCGCCGCUGAGCGCUGCGCACCGGCACCGGCACCGGCCCGGCGUCCAGAGCUUCAAUGUUCUGACUUGCUCUAAGAUGAAGGUAUGGAAGCGUGCAGCCAUUGCAUCGAUGCUCCUCAGUUCCGUGUUAUCCAUUUUAGUUUGUAGAGACAUGUUCAGCGGAAGCCGGGAAUUCAGCCCCUUGCCUUCCUCGUCGUCUUCCUCACGGGAUUCCUCCUCCUCCUCCUCUUCUUCCUCCUCCUCCUCCUCCUCCUCCUCGCUGCCGGCGGCUCCGCGGAGAUCCCCACGGGCCCUGCAACGCCACGGCUCUCUGCUGGCCCAGUACAGCGCCUUGCUGGAGAGCUACACGGAGGGCGAGAUCCGCCAGCUGAUCUCGGCGCUGGUGGAGCGCUACCGCCAGGCCAUGAACUCGGGCGGGCACGAGCUGCCGCUGUUCCCGCGCGCCGGCAGCCGCCGCAAGCGCGCCCGCGCCCGCCACAAACCCUGCGAGCUGCGCCAGCUGGAGGUCAGCGUCAGCGAGCUGGGCCUGGGCUACGAGUCGGACGAGACCGUCCUGUUCCGCUACUGCAGCGGCACCUGCGAGGCCGCCGUGCGCAGCUACGACCUCUCCCUCAAGAGCAUGAGGAGCCGCAGAAAGAUCCGGAAGGAGAAGGUGCGGGCGCGGCCGUGCUGCAGGCCGCUGGCCUACGACGACGACGUGUCCUUCCUGGACGCCUACAACCGCUACUACACCGUCAACGAGCUGUCGGCCAAGGAGUGCGGCUGCGUGUGACGGGCCCACCCGGGCACAGGGGCCGGCAUGGAGGCUGGAGCGGCCGGAGGAGGAGAGACUGAGCCGCUGGCGCGUCCCUCGGUGGCAGGACUAGAGACGUGGCCGCCGCCGCGGCGCAGGCGGUCGGAGCGGUGGCGGCGGCUUGAGGAUGUUGUCCCCUCUGCGGGUGGCCCAGAGGUCCCUGCUGAGGUGACAGUGGGUGUGCAGCAUGCACGGGGCGUGUCCAGCCCUCGGCGUGCACUGCGUGUCACAUGUGUCACGCGUGUCACGUGUGUCACAGGCUACGCUACCUGCAGAGGGGGUGGUGCAGCGCAGGUGUCUCUGGCAUGGGGGACACACACGUGCCAGGGGUUCUGUGUCAGGGUGUGGCACAGGGGUGUGGCACAGGGGUGUGGCAUGUGCAGGGGGUGUUGUGGGCAGUGCUGGUGCUGUGUGGUACUGGACAGGGUGUGCUGCACACCUGGGGUGUGUUUUGGGGUGUGCUGCACACCUGGGAUGUGUUUUGGGGUGUGUUGCACACUCUGGGUGUGUUUUGGGGUGUGCUGCACACCUGGGGCAUGUUUUGGGGUGUGUUGCACACCUGGGAUGUGUUUUGGGGUGUGCUGCUCACUCUGGGUGUGUUUUGGGGUGUGCUGCACACUCUGGGUGUGUUUUGGGGUGUGCUGCACACCUGGGGCGUGUUUUGGGGUGUGUUGCACACCUGGGAUGUGUUUUGGGGUGUGCUGCACACUGUGGGUGUGUUUUGGGGUGUGCUGCACACUCUGGGUGUGUUUUGGAGGUGCUGCACACCUGGGGCAUGUUUUAGGGUGUGUUACAGGUUUGGGGUGCAUCAGGUGCCCUGUGCUGCCCCAGGGUGGGAGCUGAGUCCUUCUCUCUGUAGCUUUGGGGUUUUGUGACCACCCUGAGCUGCUGGGGGAGGUCCAGGCGCCCCAGAUCCCGGUGUCUGGGGACACAGCAAUGACAACAGUGCUUUGCGUGUGGCUCUGACUCCCUCUGCCUUGUGCCCCCUUUGCCAUCGUCUCAUUCCUGCAGCCCUGGGGCUUUUCUUCUUAAAACUCGGGAUAAUCUGAAGUAACUGGAUUAACCUCCUGUGCCCCUGCCACGGGCAGCUGGGCCAGAGCCCUGCCACCACCAGGGAGGUGACAGAACCUCCCCAGGGCCACCAGCAGAGCCGGCACUCGGCGGCGUGGGCAGGAGCAUCCCUGGUUUGGCAUCUCCCAAAAUCGCCCCGGGAGCAUCCCCCGAGCUCUGCUCGGGGCUGGAAUCCUGCGGGAGAGGGGACUCAGCCUGGCUUUGGCUCCGCUCACAUUUACAGCAGUGUCACUGCUGUUUACUCUGCGGGGAAAUAAAUGAGCCCGCAGACUCUCACAUUCCCUGGGCAGGCUCGAGCUGUUGCCUGGGAUUGAUGGGUUUUCUCCCCUUGGCUCCCUUCCCAGAAAAAGCAAAUCAUAAACAGAAGGAGAAUAUUGGUGUCAUGUCCUGGGCAUUAACCAACGUGAGGGAAAACACUCCGUGUGCCACCCCCCGGCGUCCUGGCUCCUCUCUCCGGACAAACAGCGGGAAAAAUCCCUCGUGCCUUCAUCCCCAGGAGGAGGAGGAGGGCUGCUGUGGUGAUCCCAGCUCAGGGAUGGUGCUGCAGGAUUUUGGGGAAGCAGGAUGGCAUCCCUUAGGCGGGGAGCAGCAUCUCCAGUGUUGGACCAGCCACAUUCCCGACCUCCACACAGGCCCAGGCUGGUGGGGAUUUUUUUUUUCCCUUCCUUUUUAUCCAAACGCAGCUCUUGGCUGAGCAGAGCCAGGGUGUAGAGGAGGAAUAUAAACACCAUCCUUCAGCAGGGCUGGCGGCCCGGGAAGGCAGCCUGGACUCUGUAACACGGAGUUUUCCCUGGAUUUUGGGAAAGGCAGGAGGCGGCCGCGGGUGCGGGAUGUGAAACUGCACCCGGGAAAUGGGAACUGAGAGAGGAUAAACUCCACGCUCCAGGUGCAGCUCCCGAAGCAAGGUGUGAGUUUGCAGCCUGGUUUUGGCUGGAAAUGGGAAAAGUGGCCCAAAAGAAUCAGCUGGAGGAGGGGAAUGGCAGAUGGGCAGCGGGAGCUGCGCUGGGCUCGCAGUGGACAAGCGGCUUGCUUGAGUUUAAGAAAAAAAAAAAGCACCCAAAUCUAAUAAUAAUAAUGAUAAUAAUAAUAACAACUGUUCUCUCAAGGGCUUGGGUGCUUUCCAGGUCUCGCUGCUAUAAAACUAAAAUUAGUUUUGUUGCAGUAAGAAAAAAGGAAUGGAAGCAGAGCAGGGAAGGCAGGGGAGGUGGUGUGGAAGCUGUGCAGGGCCUGGCGCUGCAGAGGAGGGUCUGGAGCAGGAGCUGCCUCUGCUCAGUGUUUGCACUCUGCUUUGGGGUAUUUUUUGGCAGAAUCCAGGGAUUUAGGGUGCCUUGAUGGCGGGCACCCAGCCCAAGGGACCCUGCUCUCUCCAGAGUGGUGGUGGGAGCAGCAGGAAGACGAGGGGACAAGGGAGCAGCAGCUCGUGCUGGGACAUCUCCCAGCUGCCAAAAUCCCCCAUUCCCAGUGCAGAUCCAGCUUGGAGCCCCAAAACUGGGAGGAAAACCUGACUCAAUGCAGUGGUGCGUUAAACCCAGCAGGAAUAGCUCCAAUCCAUCAUUUUUUGCUUUUUUUUUUUUGUUUUUUUUUUUGUUUUUAAUUUCCCCCUGCUGGCAGCUCCAGCCCGUGUGGAGGGGGUGUUCCCCAUCUGCCUCACGCUGCUCCUGCUGGGUUUUUUUUUGGGAACAGCUGAGAUUUGCAGCCACAAACUCCCUGAUGGGGUGAGCUGGGGAAUCGUGGUGUGGCCAAAAGCAUGGAUUUUACUUCCACCCCUUUUUCAGGGCUCCUCCUCCUCGUGGAGCUCCUCCAGCUGUCCCGGUGCCAUCCCGCUGCCAGGCGGCGCUGGAAAUGUGGUUCCAAUAGAAAGGCUGAGGUUUCCCUAAUGCUUUCCAUUUCUCCAGCCCCUUCUGCUGUAAUAGGAGCUGGAGUUGUCCGGAAGAAUGUCUACAAUGCAAAAAAAAAAAGUGGAAAAUUCCCUCCUCAAAGCCACAGCAGAAUCUCAUCUGGCUCCUUCCUCAGCAUCCCAUGUGCUGGUUAAUAUUAAUAUUAAUAAUAAUAAUAAUAACCAGUGUGCAACAGCUGUUGAAGGGAUUUUGGGGUUGGGUUUUGGUUUGUCUGGGGCUGCAGCUCCUCCCAGGGAGCUCCUCUCUCAAGGAGAGGAGGGUUUGGAGAGCAGGUUUGGAAACACGAGGAGGUGUUUAAAUUUAUCCUGGUGGCUGUGACAGCACAAAAUCCCAGGGCUGUGCUCUCCCAGGCCUGGCACGGUGAGUUCUGGGGUUUCCAGUGCCUUUUCCAUCAGAUCCACACAUCCCACAAAUCUCUCGGGAUCCCGUUCGCUCCCAGGGUCUCGCUCCCAAUUUGGGAUCCAGGAGGGGAAAUCGGGUCCGACGUCGUUCCCACUCGAUGAGAGCGCUGGCACAGGGGAUGCUCUGGGUUUAAACAGCUCCAGGAUCCUGCUGGGAGGAAGGAUUUUCCCAAUUUAUCAAGAGAAAUGGUAUUUUGGUGGGAUCCAGAGCCCGCGGUAAAUUGGGAACGGGGCUGCCACGUGUUUUCCUUAUGGGCUGAACAAAGCGUGGCCUCGAAGGGGAGGCUCGAGAGAAAGGGGGAGAAAAGGGGAAAAGGAAAUAAAAGGAAAAGGAGGAAAAGCGGGGGGAGAAAAAAGAAAAAAAUGGGAAAAAGAAAAAAAGGGGGAAAAGAAAAAAAGGGGGAAAAGGAAAAAGGAAAAAAGGGAGGAAGGAAAAAGGAGGGAGGAGAAAAAAGUAAAAGAGGGAAAAAUGAUAAAGGAGAAAAAAAGGGAAAGGGGAAAAAGGAAAAAAAGGGAGGGAAGGGAAGGGAAAAAAGAAAUAAAAUGAAAAGGUGAAAAUCGGGGAAAGAAGAGAAGGUAAAAAGGGAAAGAGGAAAAAAGAGAAAAAGGUCAAAAAGGGAAAAAUAAUAAAGGAAAAAAGGGGGAAGGGCAAAAAGGAAACAAAAAUAAAAGAAGGGGAAAGAGGCUGAAGAGAAAAGGGGAAAAGGGAAAAGGGGAAAAAAGGAGAAAAAGGAGAAAAAAGGCAAAAAAAGGAAAAAUAAAAAAGGGGGGAAAUAAAAAAUGGGGAAAAGGAAAAAGGAGAAAAAGAAAAAAAGGGGGAAAAGGAAAAAAAAAGGUAGGAAAUGGGAAAGGGGGAAAAGGGAUUCCUGUUCCAGCACCAGCCGGAUUUUGCUGUUCCCCUCCGGAAUCGCCGGGCCCGGGCCCGGCUGCAGAAGUGGAUGCAAUGCAUCUGUAUUUUGGAUACUGCUAUUUAUUGGAAGUAACUUAUGUUAUUUAUUUAGAUCCCAAAGCGCCGCCUCCCAAACGCCUCCCACGCUCGCUCCCUUUUUUAUGUUAUUUAUUGACCCUGACGGUGCCAAGUGCAGUUUACAUUUAUUACAUUUGUACCAUUUAUCCUGAACCUUGAGGGGGGGAAAAUAAAAGGAGAUAAAAU
Messenger RNA from Passer domesticus (house sparrow), 5573 nucleotides. RefSeq names its product neurturin (gene NRTN). The transcript has 3 exons. NCBI's taxonomy places the organism in Eukaryota, Metazoa, Chordata, Aves, Passeriformes, Passeridae. The record is from RefSeq and is a predicted model, not a curated record. The coding region runs from base 334 to 1029 and encodes 231 amino acids. Gene Ontology annotation, molecular function: glial cell-derived neurotrophic factor receptor binding; receptor tyrosine kinase binding; growth factor activity.